Messenger RNA from Mytilus trossulus (common blue mussel), 813 nucleotides. RefSeq lists its product as uncharacterized. The transcript has 4 exons. Bases 1 to 813 code for a protein of 270 amino acids. Lineage: Eukaryota; Metazoa; Mollusca; Bivalvia; Mytilida; Mytilidae. The record is from RefSeq and is a predicted model, not a curated record.
AUGGAACCAAACUUGGCAACAAUUAUCACUAUGAAAAGAAACGGCUCUCUGCCACCCACAUUGUAUGUGCAAGCUGACAACUGUGCUAAAGACAAUAAGAACAACUAUGUCCUCAUGUUUCUGUGCCAACUUGUAAAAGCAAAGAUAUUUAAAAAGGUUAAAAUGAGCUUUCUCAUGGUUGGACAUACGUACGAGGAUAUCGACCAGAUGUUCAGCAGAAUCAGCUCCAAAUUAAACAGAACAAAUGCACAAACUUUGCCAAAGUUGCACCAGGCAAUACAAGAAAGCUUCCAACCUGAACCAGCUGUAGAGCACCUGCAGAGCCUUUGGCAUUUUAAAGGACAGUACCAAGGUUUACCAAAACUCACUGGGAUUAAGUGUCCACAUGUUUUUAAAUUCAAACUUGGACCAGAUGAUCUAGUCCAUGCAUCCAUCAAAGAUUGGCCUCUCAGUGAAGAGGCAUAUAGGACUAUUAUUGUGCCUCAUAUUCCAGAUUUCCCCAAUAUUCUUAAUGUCAUAGAGCCAAGAAGAGAAAAGGUUCUCCCUAUAUUGAGAUCACUGCAGCAGGACAUUCCAAAAUACAAAUCAGCUGGCCGUCUUGGGGAAGAUGACGCUCUUUGGUGGACAAGAUAUCUGGAAGGGAUCGAAUUGAACGAAAGAACAGUACCAUCUAUUCCUCUGCCUAGUAUUCUACCGAAAUUCCGUGAAGAUGCCAGACCAAGACCUUCAAUCCUAGACAGUUCCCUGAGAGAUGCUUUAAACCAGCAAAUUUUGAAACUGCAACAUGUGUCAGACCAAGACCUUCAAUCCUAG